UGUAACCCUCUGACAUUUCAACGCAGAAAGAAAUUUCUUAAGCGAGAGGGAUAAAGCCAUUUCAAAUUAUGACGUCAGGGUAUCACGAUCACUUUUUGCCAAGCUAAUGAGCAGGGUUACAAUUUUCAAUAUUAGGAAUAUCAAUAACAACUCCGAACUAAGCCCAUUUGACACUUUUUUUUUUCUCUUUUUUUCCCUCUUCAACACAUUUCCUUCCGUUGAUCAUCAAACCCCCCUUCUUUUCCCUUUCUCCUUCUACAAACGCUAAAUGUGGCCUUUCAAAGCUCGCUAUGGCUACAACCGCUUAUCUGCUGCUACUGUCGCACGUCCCAACCGUCGCUUGAUUAUCUCUUUAUCAAAGUGGACGGCUGGUAUAUUGCUGACCGCCUUGGUCAUCUUCUUUUCCGUUUGCCAGUUAGAACUUAACCUCAGAGUCUACUUAAGAAACUGGAUAUCACACGCAGUGCCUGAAAAUAGUUCGUACAAGCAAGGCUACACAGAAUACGCUUAUGACGUUGCGCCUGGAAUAUCAUUACUGCAAGAUUACGAUUGUUACGAUUUCGCUGCUACUAUCCAACCUCGUCCAGCACUUCGAGCUCCUGGUGAAAAAAUCAUUUAUCAUGCGUAUUGGAGAGCUGAUUUGGUGCCUAUGGGAGACAAACAACUGGCAACCCUACGCUCCUUUUUUGCAACACAGGAUACUAACAGUACUAUUCUGUAUUUGUGGAGUAACGGCGACCUCUCGGAAUCUUGGGUUGUGAAGGAAGUUCUAAAGUAUCAACCAGAACGCUUCAAACUCUUUUUAUACGACUCGAAGGAGGUUGCCAAGGGUUCGCCCAUGGAAGGAUCGUCUCAUUUAGAUUUCCACGAUAAGCACGCAUACCUCGAUGGUGACUUGAUUCGAUUACUAGUCCUUUACAAGUUUGGUGGUAUGUGGUUUGACAUGGACUCUCUAUUCAUCCGAGACAUGAGCCCUCUUUUUGAGCGUGAGUGGCUCCAACAGUGGGAUUGCUUCUUGCCCAACGGCUUCCCAUUCAACGGUGCCUUCAUGAGAUUCCGUCAAAACUCACCUUACGUCUGUGAAAUGCUGGCAGAGAUGGCAAAUGGCCCACUUCCACGCAAGGAUAACAUCGACUGGGGUGGUUUCUUGUAUUAUCGCAUUUAUCGUCGUCUUUUACACAACGGCAUCAAACCCUGGGCUGUCAUGCCUUGGUGUUUCACCGAUUCAGUCCUGUGCGCACCCUCCAACUCUAUGCCCAACGCUUUUGUAGAAGCAGAAUUCCCCACUGAACGAUUGCUACAGACCUUUGCUUUCCACUGGCAUAAUCAGUGGAGCAAGAAACCUGGAUCUCUUUUCAAAUUCUUGGAAGGCCGUCAUAAGAAUGUCACCGGAUGGUAGAAUGGAUACUUUUAUUUGGUCGUCGUUUUGUAUUGUUAUCUAAUCUGGUGGAACUGUCUACUGCCCCAUAGAGCAAGCAGUUUAUUGCAUCGUAUUUUUUCUCAUGUACUUGUAAAUCAAAAAACCCCCUCACCUCCACCAUGUUUCAUCUGCUUUUUCUCAUAAUUCCUUCUACGGUUACUAGCCCAAAUUAAUCUGCUCUUGAACGACAUGAAAAAAAUAUAUAUUUUAACCCUUUAUAUAUUCUUUUUUAUGCUGUUCAGUCAAAAGGUAUAAGAAGUAGCGUAUGUUUGCCCAAUAUACUGGUAUUCCCCCAUUGAUAUUCAUGAUCAUUGUUCAAACC
Molecule: messenger RNA, 1742 nt
Organism: Umbelopsis ramanniana AG
Lineage: Eukaryota; Fungi; Mucoromycota; Umbelopsidomycetes; Umbelopsidales; Umbelopsidaceae
Exons: 2
Coding region: 269-1399 (376 amino acids)
Biological process (GO): glycosphingolipid biosynthetic process
Molecular function (GO): hexosyltransferase activity
Source: RefSeq, a predicted model, not a curated record